AUGUUAGCGAACUCCGAAUUACCUUCAAAUCUUGAGCUAGUUGACAAGGUAGAAGUUCUUGCUUCUGAUGAGCCCCUAGACGGCACAUACGAUUCACUGACUCCUCUUUCUUCCAUCUUCUUUGAAGCUUCUUCUUUCCAUGCUUCAUCUUACAUAAUUACAUUCAUAAGCAGGCAUGAUACAGCUAUAUCCGAUACAACUGGUGUUGGCACCUUAGAGCCGAAUCAAUCAAUGAAGGAACUAACUGCUAAAGGGAAGGAUGGAGUGCUUUCUGUCAAGAAGAACCAGAUUGACUGUGAACUUUUGGGCAGCUGUUCAGCUCUUCUGACUAUGCUUUCUGCGGUGAACUCUUUCGACUCUUCAUGGUUUGCUUUGAAAAAGAAUAGGUUGUUCUCAGGUGUAAAGGAAGAGCUGCUAGUAACAAGUGAGGGAAGGAACCCUAGGGUAAGCGAGGAGGAGAUUGAACGCUUUCGAAGACUUCAAAGAAUGGAAGAAUCAGGAAAAAAAAGAUCUUUUCUAUUCGAUGCUUUUACUCGCCCUAAAGUAAAGGGGACAGGACCAUCACCUCAAGGACAAAUCCCAGACACAGAAGGAGAGGCCCCCCUAAAGGCCGGGUCUAUUACACGAGCAUGA
Molecule: messenger RNA, 633 nt
Organism: Dovyalis caffra
Lineage: Eukaryota; Viridiplantae; Streptophyta; Magnoliopsida; Malpighiales; Salicaceae
Source: the annotation of a GenBank genome assembly